Molecule: messenger RNA, 192 nt
Organism: Cetraspora pellucida
Lineage: Eukaryota; Fungi; Glomeromycota; Glomeromycetes; Diversisporales; Gigasporaceae
Source: the annotation of a GenBank genome assembly
GGGAAUUUUCAUGCUAGAAUAAUAUGUGAAGUUGCAGUUAGAGAGAAUGUCCGUGGAUGGAAAAAUAAGUGUGCACUUUGGAUGGAUCAGCAAAUCAAUAAUAUUAUUACAAAAACUAAAGAAGCUAGUAUUCUUGCACAAAGCAAUUGUUCAUGUUUUUCUCCUUCAGUAAUAAAAAUACCCAUGAUUUGA